AUGUAUCACAUUAUCGUCUGGGGAAGUACGAGUUUAAAAGAAGCCCUUGAACGCAGCACGAGAUACGCGUCUGGGCGCACAGCUGAGGUGAGUGGAAGAAAACAUGAUGAACUGAUGAAGUCUGACCGCACAGCCUCAAAAAUGUGGACCGAGGUGAAAAACAAGAGCAAAACAAUCACCAGCAGCGGAAACAGCUCAAAGAUGGUUGACCCAGAUCUCACCAGACAGCUUUUACACACUGUGCAGCACAGAAAUGGUUCGACAGCAGCUGCCACCCAUCCUGGCACAGAGGACUCUAUAGCCAGCAGCAGUGGAAUCAUCCCUGGUGCGAUUGCAGCCACAGUGUUCAUUGUCUUCUUACUCGGGCUCUACGCCGUCCUCUGGAAGUGCAUGGUGUCGCCACCACAACGAAAGCACAACAAGGUGAGGGUGAGAGUACACCAGAGGACGACUGUGUGAAGACCGGCUUCCAGGUGGGACAUUUUGGAUCUUAAUGAUGUGGACUAAAAUCUGAGAGCGGACUUUGGUCCCGGUCAGAGAGAAGCACCAGAGGGACAUAAAGCUGCCGAAGAAGAUCCUCCUGAUAGAUCCAAAGAUCAAACCACAAUAAUACUGACUCAGCUGAAUGGAUGUCACUAAUGUUUCCCUCGGCUUUACUGUCUGCUGGUGGCUCCUGUUGACCCAAAGCUCCAUGUUGAUGUGAAACACUUGUUUGGCGGGUCAGGUCAUGCUGCUUGUUUUCUGUGAACUCUGCACUACUGAGGGUCGAGGCUGCUCCGGCCACAGCUCGCUUCAGCCACUGAUAAGCUGCGUGUGUCUGAGAGAGAGACUGUGGUACUUUUUAGUAUGUAGAUUUUUUUAUGCAUGUUUUGUUUCUGCACCAGAUGGACAGUUGCAUUUCAAACAUGUCCUCUGUUGUGCCAUAGUACUUCUUAGUAGUAUUUUAUAGCACAUCAUGGUAUCAUUAGGUCACACUGAUGUCCAUUUUAGUUUGUCCUUGUUUCCUAAAGAUUUUUUUAGGGGAAACUCCUAAAGCUGCCCGGGUGUUCAGGACAAUCGUCCAAUCACCUCCGCUCGAGACUUUAUAUAGAAUAUACUGUGGAAAUCUAGAAAUGGAUUUUGAUUUUGUCUUCUUUAAAAUCCCCAUGGUUUAUUCACGUUACUCAGGAUGUUGUCACUACUGUAUGACUUUUGACUCUCUGUUAUGAACUGUGACUUUUUUUUUUUUUUACAUCUAGUAAUAUGUGAAUCUGAAUAAAUGAUAAGAUCUGUGACUGAGUCGCAGUUUGGUGAACUUCAAA
Epinephelus moara (kelp grouper) is the source of this 1301-nucleotide messenger RNA. RefSeq lists its product as uncharacterized. The transcript is spliced from 5 exons. The coding region runs from base 1 to 459 and encodes 152 amino acids. The record is from RefSeq and is a predicted model, not a curated record. Lineage: Eukaryota; Metazoa; Chordata; Actinopteri; Perciformes; Serranidae.